This is a messenger RNA of Leptidea sinapis, 886 nucleotides long. RefSeq names its product dual specificity protein phosphatase 19-like (gene Mkp). Gene Ontology annotation, cellular component: cytoplasm. NCBI's taxonomy places the organism in Eukaryota, Metazoa, Arthropoda, Insecta, Lepidoptera, Pieridae. The transcript has a single exon. Gene Ontology annotation, biological process: regulation of MAP kinase activity; protein dephosphorylation. Gene Ontology annotation, molecular function: JUN kinase phosphatase activity. Bases 1 to 576 code for a protein of 191 amino acids. The record is from RefSeq and is a predicted model, not a curated record.
AUGAGUUUAUUAAGUGAAUUAUUAAAACGGAAGGAUAAACUGAAAAGGACAGAGACUCUUGUAACAUGUAUUGAUGGAAGACAGUAUGUGGAAAGUGGUGAAGAUAAAAGGGUAGUUAAUGUGAAUUGUUAUGGAUAUGUUGUUGACACUAAGCCAGAUGAUAUACCAGUACUUAUAACAGACAAAGUGUACAUCGGCUCACAGGAUUGUGCUGCAGAUGAAAUAUUACUGAAUUUUAACAUACAGCAUGUAUUAAGCCUAGGUGUUAAUGUAAAUGUUUCUGUUGAUAAUAAGUUUGUAGAUAUUUUAGACUUGCCAGAAACAAAUAUAUGUGAUUUUUUAAAUGAAUGUCUGGAGUAUGUCAGAGAAGCUGUUAUUGGUAAUGAAAAUAUUUUGAUUCAUUGUAACGCUGGAGUUUCUCGGACGGCUACUAUUGCUAUUGCGUAUCUGAUGCAGUAUCAUGAAAUGGAGUAUGAAGAAGCCUUUACAUUGGUGAAGAGCAGACGUGCAUCGAUAAAACCUAAUCUUGGUUUUAAGAACCAAUUAAUGAAGUUGAAACCUGGUGAAAUUAUUUAGAUGAACGACUUGUCUUGAUUGUAUAGGGAAUUGGCACAGUAUAUAUAUACGCUAUAGCAGUAUGGAGACUAAGUAUAAACGUUCGAAACGACGCACGCACACAGACGCAUGUCUCAAAAAGGUCAAAAGGCGCACAUCGCAGUGUGCGUGUGUUAUAUCUAACGUUUGUACGUAGUUUCCAUACUGCUUUAGCAGAUAUAUAUACUGUGGAAAUAGUGAUAAGAAUAAAUAUCAGUGUAUUAAUAAUAUUUCAAUGUGCUUCUCUGAAAUGUCCGAAGAGGAUCUGAUCUUAAUAUAUACAUUUCUUAUG